Parnassius apollo (apollo) is the source of this 477-nucleotide messenger RNA. The record is from the annotation of a GenBank genome assembly. Lineage: Eukaryota; Metazoa; Arthropoda; Insecta; Lepidoptera; Papilionidae.
AUGGAUUUUCAGAUUAUACUAGAUGAAUAUUCUUGUGCAACAUAUGUUGUUGAAUAUGUCAAUAAGCAUAAUAGAGGGAUUAGUAAUUUGCAAAGACAAAUAAUUGACAUAAUGGACGAGCAUCCAGAAUUCGACAAUGUCGAUAUCACGAAAAAAAUGAGUAUUGACAAACUUCAGUCUGUUGAAAUGCCGGCACAAGAAGCUGCUUGGUAUUUAUUAAGAGAACCUAUGGCUAAGUCAUCGGUGGUGUCAGUCUACAUUCCAACGGUAUUUCCUACUGAACGCGCAAGAAUUAGAAAAUCUAUGAAGGAGCUUGAAGCUUUAGAUGAUGAUUGUACGAACAUUUGGAAAGAGAAUUGGCUUGAUAAAUAUGAGAAAAGACCUGAAGAACUCCGCCAUGUUACGUUAGCACAAUUUGUUUCAAAAUAUUACCUAAAUACAAAGGGACUUACACUAAAAGAGAUACUGCAAGAAUAA